Messenger RNA from Candida dubliniensis CD36, 375 nucleotides. RefSeq lists its product as uncharacterized. Gene Ontology annotation, cellular component: membrane; endomembrane system. The transcript has a single exon. NCBI's taxonomy places the organism in Eukaryota, Fungi, Ascomycota, Pichiomycetes, Serinales, Debaryomycetaceae. The coding region runs from base 1 to 375 and encodes 124 amino acids. The record is from RefSeq and is a predicted model, not a curated record.
AUGUUACACACCCUAAUUUCGAACAGUUAUUGGACCAUGGCAUUAUGUUUCCCAUCAAUGGUUACUGAAGAUGAAGUUGAAAGGAAUUUAUUGCUUGAUUUACAAGUACAUUUUUUCCCUUAUAUUUAUUUGUUCAUUGAUAACCAACCAUCAGUUAGUUUGAAAGAGUCAUGGGGUUGGACAAUAGGUUAUAUUUUAGUUUAUUGGAUUUAUAUUGAAUGGGAAUGUGGUAGACAUGCACAUGAUGGGGUAAGUGGCUAUCCUUAUCCUUUCUUAAAAGGUAGAGGUGUGCUUGGUAGGUUUGGGUGUAUGUCCGUGUUUGCAGCUAUUGGCUGUUGUAAUUAUUUUGUAUUGCAGUUAAGAAAUAGAGUUUAG